AUGGCGUUUCCCGUCAUCUGGAUCGUGCUCUUUGCUCUGCAAUUCCUCUCAGUCAACGCCCACUCUUGGGUAGAACAACUCACAGUCAUUGCGCCCAAUGGAACGUUCAUCGGCAACCCUGGAUAUUCCCGAGGCAAUGUUCUUCGUACGGCGGGCUUCGUCGAUACAAUGACCUACCUGAUUCCUCCCAGCGGACAGGAUGUCACCCAGCUCCUGCCAAGUAACAAACUAUGCAGAGAGACACAGCAAGACGAGACUCAAACCACCGGAAGUCCCCGACUUCAGGCGAGCCCUGGUGCAUCUAUUGCUCUCCGCUACCAAGAAAACGGCCAUGUGACCCUCCCCGAGAAUCAACCCGGAAAACCGAAGAAUCGUGGCUACGUCUAUGUCUAUGGGACCACCCAGCCCAAAGUCGGCGAAAAGCUUCUGGAUGUGCACGGAAAAUGGACUUCAGAUGGCACAGGUGGUGACAAGCGCGGUGUGCUUCUGUCAAAACAGAAUUUCGACGACGGCCGCUGCUACCAAAUCAACGGACAAAGCAUCUCUCAGACUCGCCAGAAAGAAUUUGCCCACACUGCCAAUCAGCUGAUGGGAGCUGAUCUCUGGUGCCAGCAGGAUCUCCGUUUGCCAGCCAAUGCACCCACCGGCAAGCCCUACACUCUCUACUGGGUUUGGGACUGGCCUACCAAGCCGGGUAUCGAUCCCACUUACCCGAAGGGAAAGCAAGAGAUCUACACUACCUGUAUGGAUGUGGAUAUUGUGCAGGCUACCAACAACAAGCUGGGAGUCAGCUCUGACUAUGAGACUGAUCAGGAUCUUAACAAUGCUGCCAUUCCUUCUCAGUUUGAUUCGCUUGGCAAGGCGGUGCCCUCGCAGCAAUCCUCGCAGCAGUCCUCCCAGAUACCUUCUUCUGUGGUAAGCAGUGUGCCCACACCCAUCAUGCCGGCUGUGACCGAGUGGAGGACUGUUACUGUUACUCAAAUCCAUACUGCGACCGGACUUCCUCCUGGAUAUUGA
Penicillium nucicola is the source of this 1017-nucleotide messenger RNA. RefSeq lists its product as uncharacterized. Lineage: Eukaryota; Fungi; Ascomycota; Eurotiomycetes; Eurotiales; Aspergillaceae. The record is from RefSeq and is a predicted model, not a curated record. The coding region runs from base 1 to 1017 and encodes 338 amino acids. The transcript has a single exon.